Molecule: messenger RNA, 1472 nt
Organism: Toxotes jaculatrix (banded archerfish)
Lineage: Eukaryota; Metazoa; Chordata; Actinopteri; Toxotidae
Exons: 10
Coding region: 700-1392 (230 amino acids)
Source: RefSeq, a predicted model, not a curated record
GCCAUGAUUCAGCCUCUGCACCUGCACAGGUGUCUGCUCUCAUUUAGGUCGCAGAGAGGAAGUGUGUUUCCUCAGGACCUGGAUUCACACACCGUCCUGAUUUGUUUUUCUGUGUUAAUUGUUAAUCAGUCACUUUUCUUUUUGAUUAAUGUUCAUUUGCUGGUUCCAGCGUCGCAGCUGCGAGAAUCUGCUGAUUGUCUCUUUAUUUAUAUGAUGAUCACCUGAUUAUUUUUGGGUUUUGAACAUAACAAAUGUUUGGCUGUGCUUUUGUAAUUUCUGGAAUUUAAAAGACAGAAUGAUCAAAAAGAUUUUCUUUUGCAGCCUAAAGUUUAUUUGCAGCAAUAAAACGAAAAAAACACAUUUUUACUGAGACGCAGAAGAAGAGAUCAAAAUGAAGUAAAACUGUUUUUUAACUUUAUGCUUUUGUUCAGAAAAGAAAUUUAUCAGAAAGAGACAGAGGAAGCGAAUGCAGAGAAACAUUAGGACAUGUUCAUGUCUGUACGUCAUGUUCCACACUUACGUUUCCUCACUUUGAAGAAGGAAACGAAUAUUUAAGUAUGGUAAUUAGCAGAUUAAUCAGUUAUGAAAAUACACAGAGCACAGUCAUGUUCUGUUUGUGAAAAGUGCUGUUGACCUCAGUGAAUCCUCAUCACAGCAGGACGUGAUCAGUCAGUGAAGGAAACGCUGUGAAAAACCAAAAUGUCCAGACGACAGAAUUUCAGAAAAAGGGCGCUGCUGUGCACGCUGGUGCUGGUGCCCGUGGUUCUUUUUAUCACAGUCAUUCAGCAGAAAUACAUUAACCCAUUCACAGCUUCAUCUGAAGGCUCCGACAUGUCCAGUCAGACGUCCAAGACGUCCUCUAAACCAUCAGCUGGAUCAUGUGGCCUGCAGAGAGACUGUCCAGAGGAUCACUUCAGCUUCGUCAUCCUGAGCGGAGCCGCCAACGUCAUGGCUCCAAAGAUCUGUGUCAAAAAGAAACUGGUUCUGGGAACAGUAUUAAACAACGCUGGAUUUGGAAUAAACAUCGUUAUACUAAGCGGUAAAACAGGGGACGUCAUAAAGAGCGGUCACUUUGACAUGUACGGUGGGGACGUGAAACCUCUCAUUGAAUUCCUGAAGAGCAUCGAGAAAGGAUCUGUUGUGCUGAUGGCGUCUUAUGAUGAUCCUUCAACAAAGUUAAAUGAGGAGGCGAGGAAGCUGAUUGCUGAACUGGGAAGCUCUGUGGUCCAGUCACUGGGCUUCAGAGACAACUGGGUGUUUGUUGGUGGGAAAGGAGCAACAGUGAAGAGCAACUUUGAGAAGUAUCUUAAGAAUGACCGCGAAAAAAAUAAAUACGACAACUGGCCUGAGCUCAUCGAACUGCAAGGCUGCAUCCCCAAAUACCUGGAGUGACCUGCUGCGUCCUGAAACCUGUAAAACAAAACAUAAAGCAGGAGAAACACAGUGGGGCUGGAGGACUGAGGUGGGAACAG